Silurus meridionalis is the source of this 3896-nucleotide messenger RNA. RefSeq names its product midnolin (gene midn). The record is from RefSeq and is a predicted model, not a curated record. NCBI's taxonomy places the organism in Eukaryota, Metazoa, Chordata, Actinopteri, Siluriformes, Siluridae. Gene Ontology annotation, molecular function: protein binding. Gene Ontology annotation, cellular component: nucleus.
AGCUUGUGUAGUGAUCGGUCUUCCCUGAACACAGGAGCUUAUAAAUAGACACAUAGAGGCACAGAAACAGAAGCAGUCGGGUCGGAUUGGAUCGGAACCGGCGGCUCCUGGUACUGCUUGGAAAGGACUAUCCGGCUCAGGGGUGUCCAACAUCACACACUGCUGGGGACAUUUUCAUACACACACACACACACACACACACACACACACACACACACACACCACUGUAUAUUUCGACAGUCUGGAAGCUCCUGGAUUAGUGUGUGUUUAAACUCACAUCCCACGCAAUACAUGCCGAAACCGGGGGACCUUCAGGAAUCGAGGAGCUUUGAGGUUUUCGCCACUAUAAUCGGCUCUCGAAUGGACCCGCAGCUGAGCGCGCCCCCGAUGAACCUGCACAUCCACUCCACCACGGGCACGCGCUUUGAGCUCUGCCUCCCCGCCGAGGAGACCGUCGAGGGGCUCAAGAGGAGGUUAUCUCAGAGGCUUAAGGUGCCCAAAGAAAAACUUGCGCUUCUGCACAAAGAGACGCGCCUGAGUUCAGGGAAGCUUCAGGACUUGGGCAUUACAGAUGGGAGCAAGUUAACUCUUGUCCCAACAGUUGAAGCGGGUCUAAUGUCUCAAGCAUCAAGACCUGAGCAGUCGGUCAUGCAGGCUUUGGAGAGUCUGACUGAAACCCAGGUCAGCGAUUUCCUGUCUGGCCGCUCUCCUCUGACCCUGGCCCUGCGCGUGGGCGAUCACAUGAUGUUUGUCCAGCUGCAGUUGGCAGCACAGCACUCGGGCAACCAGCAGUCGCAACAUCGGCAUCUCGUCACACGCAGUAGCUCUAACGGCACAACGGGACAUUCUGCAGCAAUUACUGGCACCCAGAACCGGGCAUCUCACAACCCCCACCAACACCAACACACACACCCACACCCACACCAUCCUCAAAUAACACUUCCACCCAGCCCUGUUAGCCCUACACCUUUUCCUUCCUCUCCUUCCGGCCACUCUAUGCCCCCUCUGUAUCCCACCUCGACGUCCAGGCACUGCAGUACCCCACCUCGCUCCUCACAUCUCCCAGAAGGCAUCUUCCGUUCUCAGCAACCGUUAUCGGCUUGUCAAAGUCCUGCUAGCGCCUCGAGCCCUGCUGGCCCCUGUCCAGAGGCAAACUGCACCACAAAGGCUACAGGCAACUGCAGCGCCCCGCCACGCUCUCGUAAACCAGGUGCUAUCAUUGAAAGCUUCGUCAACCAUGCUCCUGGAGUCUUUUCUGGGACAUUUUCAGGCACUUUGCACCCAAACUGUCAGGACAGCAGCGGAAGGCCACGACGUGACAUCAGCACCAUUUUGCAGAUCUUGAACGACCUCCUGAGUGCCACACGCCACUACCAGGGCAUGCCUGCUUCUCUCACACAGCUACGCUACCAGACACAGUGCAGCAGUGCGGCGUCUCCGGCGCCCUCGCCGCCACCUUCACCAUCAGCCACGGCUGAGCUCGCCAGCCUCACCUCCAAAGCUACCUCUGUGCCGUCUGUGAGCCAGGCACCUCUCCACCCGCUGGUGCAGUGCCAGAGCCAGGUCCGAAUGUGCAAACCCCCCGGUGACCGACUGAGGCAGACGGAGAACCGGGCAACGCGUUGUAAGGUGGAGCGACUGCAGCUGCUCAUGCAGCAGAAGCGGUUAAGGCGGAAGGCCAGGAGGGAUUCCCGUCCCUACCAGUGGCUUCCCAACCGCAAGGCCGGACGCAGUAACAGCAACAGCAGCAUGUCCAGCGAAGGCUCGCUCGAUCUGGACUUCGACGACUCGGUGUGGAAACCUGACGUCAAGGCUGACAUGAAGUCCGAGUUCAUCAUGGCCUGAAACGACCAUAAGUUCAAAUUAGUGAAUGGUGGUCCAAGAGAUCCAGCAAGAGACAAAAUGUUGUACAGGAAUAAUGUGAGACUGUAAGGCUGGUCAUGACUGAGAGAAAAAACAACAACAAUAACCCAAAAGCAUCGUACACUUCCCUUCAAACAGACUUGUUUCACAAAGGAAGUUAAACUGACCUUUACCAUGUAUCCCUGUCAGCCUACGAUCACAGACUGAACAAAAACUGUUGUGAGAAGUAAAAUCACGAAAAGGAGCAUAGCAGACUUCAAAGGUGUAGGGAAUCUUCUUUAUCUUUCUCCUUUUCCCAAGGAGAACACGAGGAUGGAGACCCAUCCAGGGCAACAUGCAGCUAUCACAAAUACACAAAACCCAUGAUUUAUUAUUAUUAUUUCUAUUAUUUUUUUUUUCUUCCCACAGGGGCAUUCACAAUUUUACGAGCCAUGAAGCAGAUCUUGAAUGAGGGUUGAUUUGUGUUUUAGUUUGUUUGUUUGUUUGUUUAUUGCUUUUUAUUACUAUUAAUCGAUUUACUAUUCUGAAACGAAUAUGUAGCAUUACCCACAUAGCAUUCAGGUUUCUAAUCUUAUGGAUGAGGAGGUUUUAUUUGCACAUAUCUUUUGAUUUUCAAUACAAGAAAUGGUACAGUGCACGUUGAGCCUCGCAACGUUUUUGUUUUUCACACGCAGCUCGGUGUAGUGACGGUUCAAAGCGGGAACGUGUUUAACCGAGUUUUCCUGUCGAAUCCGAGACGGCGAGUUUAUCGGAACAUCCAGAGUUUCUUAUUCCGUUGCUCGUUGUCCGGCACGGUCUCUUAUUGUCUCUCUGCGCUCAUGAGAAAAUUGCUGAUUAACAUACCCUCAAGGCAUUUGAGCCGAUCCUUCCACUUGAGAAGUCUCCUGUCUUGUCUAUGUGAUGGUAGUCUCUUGAGAAAAACCUUUUGCAAAUUGCUCUUAAGUGACGGCCUACUUAAAUUACCCUCGUUUAAGCCCCUCGUUCUGUCUCGUUAGACGGAGAACGAGGAGAACAAUAGGCCUACAGCCGCCAUCUUCCCCCUGCUCGAUAGUGCCUCACGGGUAGAUGCACUAACAUCCAAUUAGGCCUUCCACAGACCCACAGGUCUGCUGCUACACAGGACUUUACUUUGCAUGCAGAUGUGUGAAUUAGGCUCAUUUUUGUAUUAAAAAAUAGAUAUAAUAAGAACACAGGUGCUUAAAAAAUGCAUGAUUGAAUUUGUAUUUAAAAAAAUAAAAGUUUCUUGGGAUUAGAAAUGACGUUACAUAUCAGUGGCUAACCAAAACCCCAGGGCUGGACUUUUUCUUUUUUUUUUUUUUUUUUUUUUUUUUUUUUUUCCUUUAUCCCCCCUAAACACCCCGUUAAUGGAUCAUUCCGGGACUGUGAUGAGCUUGGAGCAAACAAACUUUUCAAAAAAAAAAGAACCCCUAAGAGCCAACCAACCCUUGGAGCUGCAGUGAUGUUGGACCAGCGUCUACCCCUACUGACUUGAGACAAUAGUCAAGAAUUAUAUAUAUAUAUAUAUAUAUAUAUAUAUAUAUAUAUAUAUAUAAAAAGUGAAAAGAAGACCACAAUUGCACUCACUGAGUUUGCAAUGAGAUUACCUGCCUAAAUGGAACCUAGUCUUUUUUCUUUCUUUUUUCUUUUUUUUUUUUUUUUCAAGUGGCCUUACCUUUCACAGACAUACACUUAGGGACUAGUGGACUAGAUGGGGAUUUUUUUGUCGCUGUUGUUCUUGCUGUCUAUUUUUUGUGUGUGCGUAUGUGUGCAUUAUUUUCACGCCAUCAUUUCCUUUAGUUAUUUGGGCAACUCUAAUUUCUUGAAGGUGGAGGCUCUAAUAUGUCAAGGCUUCUGUGCCUUAAAAAUUGCCCUUUGGUUUAAAAAGGAGGAGGAGGAGGAGGAGGAGGAGGAGGUUGAAGAAGGUCCUUCAGCAAACGUAUUAUUAGCCCUGGUUGAAUAAUUUUUUAUUCGGGAAAAGUAUCUGUAUAUUUAGCACUACCUGGAUGUAAAGGCAAAAUGGCUUCACAUUUCAA